AUGGCCCGUCGAGGACAUGCGUCGCAACCGCGCCGCUGUUGGCUGGGCCCUCUUCUUAUUUUCUUCAUCUUACUUGUGUCAGCGAAGGGGGUGCGCUUGGAGAAGGGAACCUUCUUAAUGGACGAAGAUGUCGAGUGGCCGUGGCUGCCGCAGCUCGAUCUACCACUGCCACCUGACUUCAUGUCUGGGCAGCGCAUCCUGAGCGCACCUGAGCAAUGGAUGGUGCUCGCUCACGUGGGAGCUCCGCUCCGCGUCGUCACGGACACCAAAAUGGAUCUUAUGCGCGUCUUGGAGGUCGUUAAGUUCAUGCGCCCCGCCGACGCUGGCGUCUGCCCGAGCUACAGGACAACGCGCCGCAUCGUGCACUACUGGUUUCACCCAGAGCAAUUGAGCCUGCUCUUUGGUGAGGAGCGCUGGUCCGCCCUGCAGCGGUUACAGCGGCCAGCCGCCUGGUCUCUGGUGCUCAAAGACGACGCAGGUCCUGCUGUCCGGGCAGCAGAGCAUUUCAUUGCCAAGCUGCAGGCGCUAGACCCACCGGGGCAGAUCACUCUCAUUUCCCGCCGCCAGGGCUCGAGGUUGACGACGACGCAUGUCUCACUUGCCGACUUCAAGGUGCUGAGCCGUGUCACUCGCAGGACCAGCACUAUCGAGUAUCGGUUAACGCACCUAACAGUGGAUGCGGAGGCGCCGCUGCACCGCAGGCAAACACAACGUCUGCUGCGUGCAAAGCUACAGUAUCACGAGCAUAUCAAGGCCUUUGACGAGGCCGUCGCGGAGGCUCAGCGCGAUCUCCACGCGAGUCUGCGAGAACUACUCGAAAGCGAGCAGGCGGCGUACACGGAUCACAUGCACUUCAAGCGGAGCUACCAGCACUUUCUUGUGGAGCGCCAAUCGCGCCUCUGGGCAAAGAACGAGGUUAAGGAUGCCGCCGACGAGGCCGAUGGGCGGCCGUCUAUGGGUCGCAACGCCGGAUCGCGCCAGACUGCCGCAAUGUGCAUUCAUCCCGCCGCGGGUACUUCCCUCGCAUCACCGCUUGAUGAUGGCCGAGAUGUGUCGUGCAGGAAGGUGCUCGCUGCCUGGAGCACGCUCCGCGCAACUGGCGUCUGUCGCGAAGCGGAGAUGCGUGUGGCACAGCUGCGUCGCCUCCAUUCUCGACAUCGGUGCAAGGAGCCUCUGCCGGAGCUGCCGGUGGCCUCCUCUACUGCCCGCGGAGAGGCCGGCCUGAGCCAGGCGGCCGCGCACGUAUGGCGUGACGGUGUUGCAGAAAUGAAGGCGCAGCGGCGCAAGUCAGGUGCGUCACCGACGCCUGCUCAGGUGUUUGCCAUCCUCUACGGUGUCUGGGAGGAAGAGAAGGCGGCCACACAAGCGGCCGGUCACGCCCAAGAAGCGACAUCGGCAGCCGGCGCUGCGGCAACCGCCGUGGCAGUGAAUGAGGACUUCAAUGCGUCCGCCUUCGCCGCAUUUGUGGAGCACCUGGUGCAGAGCGGCGACGCGCUCACCGCCGCGCCCAACAGCCGCCUGCCACGAUGGAUACGCGCGGAGCUCCACUACACGUUGGCCCUUUUACAGCUCAUAAGGCCGAAAACUCGUCCUCCAGAGAAGCAUCCUGCCACGGCAUCCUCGAGUGUGCGCGCUGUGGUGCACUUGCACGAGUCGCUGAGUGCCGGGUCCCACCACGCUGCCGGCGCCUUGGCGACGCUCCGCGAACACGGUAUAUUUGCCCGGCAGCAGAGCAAGGCGGCCAUGAUGCUGCUGGUUCAAUCAAUGGAACAAGCGCCGACGCACCUCUGGCGCGAGCUGCUGCUGCGCCGCUCUCCUUGCCGCUCUCUCGAAGCAGCGAGUGCAGCAUCAUCGAGAGCUGACCCGUCGCGACUCCUUCGCUUCGAGCAGUUCUACGCCGUGGAUCACACCUUUAGCGAGGUGGAUGACCCUUUUAUGACCCGCCAGAGCAUCGCGACACUGGUGGCCGUGACAAACGAGAACAUCUACACCGGCGACGAGGAGCCGGAGCUGGAGGACGUCUACCGCGAGGCGGAAGUCGGACGCGGCGACGACGAAUAUGAGGGGCGUUUGACGGCGCGGCUAAAUCGACGGCUUCUGAAGGCGAACAUGCUGUUCUCCGGAUUCAAGGGGGUGCAGCGAGACGCGCGAGAGGCACAGUGCGAGCUCCUCGUCAUCCUGCGUCGUCUCGGCUACGUCUGCGAUCUUGACCUUCGUCGCUUCUUUUCUACUGACGCGCCGCCACAUGUGCCCGAUUCGCCGCCUGCUUCCUCGGCGGCGCCGAUGACCAUCCUCGGGGUUCCUCUGCCGGACUCCUGUCCCGAACAUGAGAGCGAGCUGGCCGACGUCAUGAACAACGGCCGGCACACGCUUUUGAGUUGCCCGGGGGGAGCUCCUUUUCCACCACGGCGAUCUCGGCGUCAGCUCGACGUGCCCAACUCGGAAGCUCUGUUUAGGUUGCUCCAACAGACGCUGCUGGCCCUCAGCUACGUGCAACUCAUCCACAGACAGCGGUACGAUAUAAGCCACCUGUACGCCUCUCUCGCUCUCGAGAUGUCCCUGCGCGUGCCACGUGCGACAGUGAAGCGUUGUGCUCAAGCGGCAAACAUGAGUGCCUUCGAUGAGGCGCACCACCACCCGGGCGGCAGAAACGGAUCGUGGGCACGGUUGUUUGUCGAGGCGGUGAACCGCGUCGCAGACAGCGACAGUGAAGUCGCGUGGGCUGCUGAGGUACUGCUGGAUCAGCUGCAGAGCAUCAAACAUGCGCCGUCGCGGGCGCGCGGCGAUGGUGCGGCAUUGGGGCGCAGCGUUCAGCGGGUGCUUCGUCGGUUUGCGAGUGUGGCGGACCCUCCGUUCGUCUCGACCGAAUCCCUGCUCCUCCUAGGGACGAGCCGAUGGGCGGCGAGGGGCCCGUUGUCCGGUGCUGCGGCAGAGGUAGCGGCGUUCGAGAAGGACUUGGCCGAAUGGACAAUGGAACCAUUCGGUCUGUUUCACCGACUUCUGCAGAAGCAUCCGAGGAGCUCCACUGUGGCGGCGACGCAACCGACACCGCACCCAUCUCGCAGUGCCGCAGUGCCGGGGUCUUCAAUUGGCGUGAGUCUCAGCACAACUGUCAUGGAUGUCCACGCCCUCUUCCUGGUGUGCUUGGCGGCGAUGAAGCGAUGGAAGAGCGAUUUCCCACUUGUACACACGCUGGACGCGACGACCUACUCGGCUCGACGCACAGAUCCGUUUGUGCUAAGCUCCUUUCUCCUGCGAGCGCGCGACACCGUAACCGGCGCACCCCUCAUUUCCAUCAAGAAGCUGCGCGACGUCGCGUAUGCCGCCUCCCCGCACUUUCUGGGGGAAAGUCCGCACUUGCUGCCGCUCGUUGACGACACGGUCGACUCGUAUGCGGCUCGGCUGCUGCGCUUUGCUGCCCGGCACAUUCACGCCCUGGAGCCGUCCGUCGAACUGUUGCGCAGCGGUGGCUACGGCAUUCGUCGCACCGACGCCGGCGGGGCCGCCUCGGCUGGGAUGACGAUGAGUGGCCACUGGGGCAGCUCUCUUGAUGAUGGCCCACCACGAAAGUCGCGCUUGCAAACCUUGCGUAAAGUAAAGCAGCACACGAUGGAGAACGCGGACCUGCAGCCGCUGCUCUACGCCGCGGACGUGCACGAUUACAUGAACAAGUCGCGCUGGACAAGCGUUGCGACGGUGCUGAGCGCCGUGUACAACACUGUGGUACACCACUUCACGGCGACUGCGUCAGAGGGGCUGAUUGCGGACAUGGAGGCGCAAAUGCAGCUCGUGACGCCAGAGGAGCGCGGCGCUGAGCUCAGCAGCCGACGUCAAGCGAGCAUCAAAGAGUCGCGAUCGAAGGAGACGGCGGAGGGGACCGCAAGGUCGGCAGGGACGGGGGUCUCCGCGUUCGUGGACGCCUUCGCGAAGGAUGCCGCGCUGCGCGAGUUCUUUAUUGCCGGGCAGCUGCUCACCGUCGCGCUGGAGUCUGGCAUGCCGGAGGGCUUCUCGCUUGUUUUCCUCGAAGCCGCGAACCGCGGCAACCGACAUCUCCGCCCCAUCGCCGAUCACUUGGCGGAGUCUGUGUUUGGUCGCAUGGCGCCAAGCGUGUGGACGGAGCACCAUCUCACCGCGCAGUGGCAGCGGGAGGAGGAAGAGCUUGUGGGUGAGGGCCCACUCUUUGCGCUGGAUACGCGCACACCCUUUCGCUACGCGUCUGUCGAAGCUCGCCAGGAGCUGUUUGCGCGUGUGAGUCGGUGGAAUGCAGCGAAGGCGCAGCAGGGCGACAGUGGCGAUGUUGGUGUGUCGAGAGAGCGCCAGGGGACUCGAGUGUCGCAGGCGCUCGAUCAGUUGCUGUGGUGCGCCGGCUUCCUCACGCGGCGUGUGUACAAAGACACCCAUCGCGUGUACCCGUACGCCUACGAGGGGUCUGUUUUCCCCGCAUCUGAUCUGGAGUGCGUCGCGGACAUGAACCAUCUGUUGAGGGCUCAGAGACCUGCCGCCGAAACGGCGGCAUCGGUGGUGAUAGAAGGGGCACCGACGUGGACUUUGACUGAGUGGCGGCACGCGCAGCUAAACGGCACGGCUCUCCUCCGGGACUUGAGCGAACGACUGGGCUACGUCUACGACACUGUCGAGAUGGCGCCCGCGCGCCGUUUUCCGCUUUCCACAGCAGACUUCAGCGGAAGCGCGACGGUGGAGGAGCACGCUCUGCUCUUGGCAGAGCGGAACCAGGACUACCCCUCUCGCUUUGCGCGUGUGUCGACGCAGUUGGUGGAGCCGUGGAACCGCCUGUCGAAGGACUACAGCGAGCAAGUCGUGGGGUACGGGGAAGGCUUCUACUACAACCAGCGCUUGCACCGCAUCAGCGGGUACCGCUGGGGUGCUAUCCUGCACAUGUGGUGGCUGCGCGUGCGCAACAUGUGGCCAUGGUAG
Messenger RNA from Leishmania major strain Friedlin, 4935 nucleotides. RefSeq lists its product as hypothetical. The transcript has a single exon. The coding region runs from base 1 to 4935 and encodes 1644 amino acids. The record is from RefSeq and is a predicted model, not a curated record. NCBI's taxonomy places the organism in Eukaryota, Euglenozoa, Kinetoplastea, Trypanosomatida, Trypanosomatidae.